Messenger RNA from Perognathus longimembris pacificus (Pacific pocket mouse), 5974 nucleotides. RefSeq names its product SPHK1 interactor, AKAP domain containing (gene Sphkap). Gene Ontology annotation, cellular component: cytoplasm. Gene Ontology annotation, molecular function: protein kinase A binding. The record is from RefSeq and is a predicted model, not a curated record. The coding region runs from base 110 to 5212 and encodes 1700 amino acids. The transcript has 12 exons. Lineage: Eukaryota; Metazoa; Chordata; Mammalia; Rodentia; Heteromyidae.
CACCGGGCCCCGCGCGCAUCGCAUCCCUCGCGGCUUCCUGGGACCCGGGACCCAGACCCGCUCGCUCCGCUUGCGCUCUCCGCCGCCUUUCCCCGCGCUCGCGAAAGCCAUGGGUGACGACGACUCCCGCCUCUCCGCACCCAGCAACUUGGAGUCACCACUGAUGCAGGAAGGUUUGGAGCCUCAGCAGAGCGGUGGCAGCCCUGGGACCGCCAUCACAGCCUGCAAGAAGGUUCUGCGCAGCGCCAGCCUGCUGGAGUCCACCGACUACUGGCUGCAAAAUCAGAGAACCCCAUGCCAGAUUGGAUUUGUGGAAGAGAAGUCUGAGGACUGUGCGUCUGUCUGCUUCGUAAACUUGGAUGUAAAGAAAGAUGCAUGCAACACAGAGCACCUCCAGGAGAAAUUGGUCAAUGUUUCUCCAGAUCUUCCAAAACUUAUCAGCUCUAUGAAUGUCCAACAGCCAAAGGAAAAUGAAAUUGUCCUCUUAAGUGGGUUAGCAUCUGGAAAUCUCCAGGCAGAUUUUCAAGUUUCACAGUGCCCUUGGCUGCCAGAUAUCUGCUUGGUCCAGUGUGCCAGAGGAAGCAGAGCCAACAGUACCAACUGUAUCAUCUUUGAAAUCAACAAAUUCUUGAUUGGUCUGGAACUAGUGCAGGAACGGCAGCUCCACGUGGAGACCAACAUCCCAAAGCUGGAGGAGGACACAAACUGCUCCCUGUCCUCCAUUGAAGAAGACUUUCUCACUGCCUCCGAGCACCUGGAGGAGGAAAACGAGGUGGAAGAAAGUAGGAUCGGUUAUGAAAACAUAAAGGUAUCAACCAAUGUUUUGGAAGUCAGAAAGCCAUGGGAAGCCUCCUCACGGGAAUGGGGUCACAGCGAGGAAAAAUGUCUUUAUGACCUGGAAGACAAAUACUUUAGCAAACACAAUAUGACGUUGAUUAAAUCAGAACGAUCUCUGGAAAGCAUAGCAGAGAACAAAGUCUUGCAGAACCUAGAACCUCCUGGCACACCAUCACAGCGGAAAGAUGUGCCAAUGGGGAAUGGGCAGCCAGCCACAAACUAUUAUUAUCCAGAACAAUGUAACGAUCGAAGAGAAAAAUCUCAAGCACUGUCUAGUCCAACGGAUGCUUAUUUCUCCAUGAUGGGUAAGAAAGAUGUACCUUCUCCUUGUGGCUCUGCCACUGAGAAGAGCACUAACUUAGCUCCAGGGGGCCAUGAACAUCGAAGAAAAUCACUUCCUUCUCUUCAAGAUGGAGAAGCCACAACCGGCGAGUAUGCGACAAAUUUAGCUGAAUCUGUCCUGCAAGAUGCAUUUAUUAGACUGUCUCAGUCACAGCCUGUACCACCCCAGGAACCCUCGGUCCAUAGUCCUGGAGGAAGUCCUGCACUUUCCAGUGGCUAUCCUAUGAAAGAUAGAGCGGCCCCUCGCUCAUGGAAUGAGCUUCCCACAAUUGUCAUUGUGCAGAGCCCAGACGGAGGUGAGGCUGCUUCAGAGCCGGGUAGCACCUCCUGGCUGGAGAUGGAAGACUCUGUAGACAGCGCAGGCCUCCCAUCUGGAGACAAGGCCAGCAGACACCCUCAGAGUGCUCUAGAAGUCGCAUUAGCAUGUGCAGCCACUGUGAUUGGAACCAUCUCCAGUCCACAGGCCACAGAAAGACUCACGAUGGAGCAAGACUCCUUGGGGUCAGUCUGUUCACUGAAAGGCAGAGAGGCACUGCAAGCUCACUCAUCUCCAGGACUCCAGGAACCUUCUAGCUGUGAAUACUCCUUCCCAUCUGCUCUCUGUGGCAUGACGCAGGUGGCCAGUGCCAUUGCUGUCUGUGGCCUGGGUGAAAGAGAAGAGGUGGCAUGCCCCGUGAGCCCCAGGGGCCUCUUGCCUACAGCUGCAGCUUCUGAAGCAACGGGGCAGAGUAUGGAGCUGGGAAAGGAAGCCAUUGCCGAGGGUCUUCUCAGGGAGGCUGCUCUGGUGUUAGCAAGGCCGGAUGCCUAUGGCAGCAUUGCAGACGUCAUGGAAUCCAUGAACAGGAGAAUCCGAACAACUGCUUCCAAACCUCAGACUCUGUGCUCAGAAAACCUCCUCCGAAACGAACUGGCACAGACCCUGUCCAAUAUUAUCCUGAAGUAUUCCUUCGAUGAAGCUCACCAGAAAAAUAAAAUGAGCCACCUCAGCGACGGCAGCCAUCCCUCUGAAACUCUGGAUGCAUUAAUGGAAAGUACAACUCAGCUGCUGCACCAUGUAAUGUGCUUCACGGUCCAGAAGAUGAGCCAUCUUGUACAACAUGGUCCAUGUCCCACUUUCCUCUCCAAGGAAAACAUCAGAUGUAGGGAGACAGACCCCCCAGGCUGCCAGACGCUUGAGGAAGGCACUGGUCAAGGCUGGACAAAAGCCACAGAAGGCAGCAGCGGCUACCCACUUAGCAAUCCACUCAGCACGAAUCUCCUCUCCCACGAUCCUGCGGAUGACAUGAAUUCAAAGCAGGACAAGAGUGGAGCAAGGCCAGGGCUGUACCCGAGCCCCACGCAGCACUCGGGAUUGUUGUGCAGCCACAGAGUCCUGGAUGCUUCUGGUUCCACUGCUAAAGCAUCCCCCAAGGAAAUGGAUCCGAAAAGGCUGGUGGGAGGGGAUGUUCAGAGCCUUUGUCGGAGACCCAGCCUCAGUGAAAAUGAAUGCAGAGCCCCUUCUGAAGCAGAAUGUACCCCCGCGGAGGGCAGGAGGAGAGGCAGCUCACAGGAGACCGAAGGCAGCCUGGACCCCAACGCCAUCCCUCCAGGCCACGAGGUUCAGGCUAACUUGUCCAUGUUAGGAGGUGACCUGGUGUUCCCGGGUUCCCCGGCUCCGUCCACACCCCCGGCCAAGCAUGGCGACAUCUACUGCCUUGCAGACUUUGCGGAGGAAUUAGCGGAGACCGUGGUCUCCAUGGCCACGGAGAUCGCAGCCAUCUGCCUCGACAACUCCAGCGGGAAGCAGCCCUGGUUCUGUGCCUGGAAAAGGGGGAACGAGUUUCUGGUGACGCCCAAUGUCCCCUGCCGAUCCUUGAAGAGGAAGAAGGACAGCCCUGGCGGCGGGAACGCGGGGGUGAGGAAGCACAAGCCACCUCGGCUGAGCGAGAUCAAGAGGAAGACGGACGAGCAUCCCGAGCUGAAAGAGAAGCUGAUGAACAGGGUCAUGGACGAGUCCCUGAACCUCGACGACGUGCCGGACUCGGUGAGCAGCUUUGCCAACGAAGUGGCGGCCAAGAUCAUGAACCUCACCGAGUUCUCCGUGGUGGAUGGCGUGUGGCAAGGCCAGAGCUGCUCCAGGAGCCGGCUGCUGGGCGGUGACAGGUGGAACCGGCUGAAGGCCUCCAGCUGCGAGAGCAUCCCCGAAGAAGACUCGGAGGCCAGGGCCUACGUGAACAGCCUGGGGUUCACCAACACCUUAAGCCAGCCCGUGAGCCGAGCCAGCUCCGUCUCCAAACAGUCCAGCUGCGAGAGCAUCACCGACGAGUUCUCCAGGUUCAUGGUGAGCCAGAUGGAGCACGAAGGGCGAGGGUUUGAGUUGCUGCUGGAUUACUACGCGGGCAAGAACGCCAGCAGCAUCCUGAGCGCGGCCCUGCACCAGGCCUGCAGGAGAAACGACCACCUGAGCGUGAGGCCCAGCUGCCCCUCCAAGCAGUCCAGCACCGAGAGCAUCACCGAGGAGUUCUACCGGUACAUGCUCCGGGACAUCGAGAGAGAAGGCCGGGACGCGCCCUCCUCCCGACGGGGCAGCCAGGACUGGAGCUCGGGUUUGCUGUCCCCCUCCGUCCGAUCCCCUCUCUGCUACAGGCAGUCGUCCGUGCCCGAUAGCCGCUCCCCGGGCACCAGGUUGACGGUGAACGCGCCCAUCAAAGCCAACUCCUUAGAUGGCUUUAGCGCCCAGAACAGCUCGCCCGACAUGCUGAGCCUCCAGCCCGUGGGCAGCGCGCCCUCAUCGGGUCUCUGCAAAUCGGACUCGUGCUUGUAUCGCCGAGGGGGCAGCGACCAGAUCACCAACAUGCUCAUCCACGAGACGUGGGCCAGCUCCAUCGAGGCGCUCAUGCGGAAGAACAAAAUCAUCGUGGAUCCUCCCGUGGCCGCUGAGGCCGGGGGUCCCCUUUCUGGCGGCGGCGGCGGUGCGCUCUUGCGAGUGGAGAAGGGGGCUCGCAGAUCAGACCCAAGCCGAGGGUGCAGCGGGCCGGCCCUACACGGUCAGGACUCUGUGGAUCACCCGAGCAAGGACCCUGUGGCUGAAAGCCCACAUACCCCAGGGUCCUGUCCCAGCAGAAUGGCUCCUCUUCCCAAGAGGGAGGGUUUCCAGCCCCCAAGAGAAAGGCCCUCGUGCCACAAUGGCAGCCCUCGUAAGCACAGCCAGCAGACACUCUGCUCCAGGGACGUGCCUUUGAUUCAGAUCCAAACAGACCAGAGAGAAGAGUCUGCCGGGGAACCUUUCCUAUCCAAAUGUGCACCACUGGAGGAAAGCAAAGGGCUUCUGGAAGAAGAAAAGGCCCCAGAUGUGAACAGAGGCGAAGACACAACCACAGACACCUGCCGAGCUCAUAGUGACAGCCUUGAAGACAGAGCUGUACAGGAAGCUGAAGUCUCAACAGAAGCAAGGGGCCCGGAUGAGUUCCCCAGCCCUCCCAGCAGCAGUGAGGAGAGCACAGGCAGCUGGUCUCAGCUAGCCAAUGAGGAGGAGAACCAAGAAGACACCAGUAGCUUUCUGCAGCUCAGCGAGAGAUCCAUGAGCAAUGGCAACAGUAGUGCCACUAGCAGUCUUGGCAUUAUGGACCUGGACAUUUAUCAGGAAAGCAUGCCAGCUUCUCCCAUGAUUAAUGAAUUAGUAGAAGAAAAGGAGAUUCAUAAAGGCCAGUCAGAAAGCAUAAAGGAACACGCCUCUGGACUGCCAGGGAGAACAGCCAGCCACCAGAGGAACCUGCUGGUGAUCAACUUUGACCUGGAGCCAGAGUGCCCUGAUGCUGAGCUUCGAGCCACUCUGCAGUGGAUAGCUGCCUCCGAACUGGGGAUCCCCACAAUCUACUUUAAGAAAUCUCAGGAGAGCAGAAUUGAAAAGUUUCUAGAUGUCGUCAGACUGGUUCACCAGAAGUCCUGGAAAGUGGGAGACAUCUUUCACGCAGUGGUCCAGUACUGCAAAAUGCAUGAGGAGCAGAAGGAAGGAAUCCCAAGUCUGUUUGAUUGGCUCCUAGAACUGGGAUAAGCCAGCACUGCCUGUGUACCGUUUCCUUCCUUUAUCCCAGCUUAGAUCACAGUGGUUUGCUCUAAAUGCUCUGAAUUUUCUCAAAACAUCGCAUCACAUUAGCCAUACUGUAAGAAAAAUCUAUAUUCCAAUUCCAUGCACACUGAGCAAUUCUGAAGGAAAUUAAAAUAUAGAUCUGUGCACAUCAAUAAAACCCAUGAGUAUGUCCAAAAGAGCUUGUGUAGGAAUGGCUACAAAGAAAGGAAUGCAUUCUGUGGAGGCCCAAAGUAGACAUCUUUUAACUCCAGACAGACUAGACUCGCAUAUGUAUCAAAGGACAUGUCAUGUUUCCAAUUAUGUGAAUUGACUGAAAACUCACUCAUUGGUCAAAUUAACUUUAUAAACUGUGUGGUAAUCUUCAUUGUACCUUGCUAAGCAGAUGAAAGGGCUUUCAGCCCAGGGAAAACUUUAAGAUAUUGGUGAAAAACUUCUCAAACUUCAUGUAAAAGUUUCCACCUUGAGGUCCACAUCAGUGAAUAUUUACAGGCUUGCAACUAAAUAUGAGUUUCCUUUAUUGAGGUGUUUCAUGUACUCGCUGAAAUCCAUUCAUAAAUCUCCCUCUUCUUCCCAAACCAUCUCUGGGCUCCUUGCUUACCAGAGAAUGAAUGGCAUAAGACCACAAGAAAGGAAGGUGGAAAGUCCUUGUUUCUAUGACAACAUGACUUGGGUGAAAUUAUUACAGAAUCUUUACCCUAAGGAAAAGCUUUCUUAACUGGGAAAAAA